Colletotrichum acutatum is the source of this 828-nucleotide messenger RNA. RefSeq lists its product as uncharacterized. The record is from RefSeq and is a predicted model, not a curated record. NCBI's taxonomy places the organism in Eukaryota, Fungi, Ascomycota, Sordariomycetes, Glomerellales, Glomerellaceae. The annotation marks the transcript as partial. The transcript is spliced from 2 exons.
AUGUCAUUUUCAGAUGAUCGGCUCUGUCGCAACUGCACCAAGCUAAACCUGCAAGCAGUCUUCGACCCGGUCCGAUUUGACGGUCUUCCAGCCGUUGGCUCGGCUCAGAGUUACAAGACUAGCUGGACCAAAUACAUCCAACAUGUUGGCAACUGGAGACCGCUCACCCGAGAGGAGAGAAUUAGUCAAUACCCCCCAGGCAUGAUCCCAAGCUGUCCGUUCUGUGACUUGGUCUUCUCCAUCGGCUUCAACCUCACCCGCUAUCCGAUGGCUGAGAAGAAGAAAAUCAUGUUAGCGAUCCCCGCCAAUCUGCUCUACAAUUUUGCUGGGAAGGAGAAAGUGGCGAGUCGCGUGGAAGUCUCAGACUUUACCUCCGUACUCCUCCUCGUGAUGAAUCCCUCACACUAUAAGACAGCAUCCGCUCAGUACUUUGGCAAUACCAGUGCCGGUGGCGGCUUGACAGCGUGGAUCCGUUUCGCCCAUCGAGAGGCGCCGGGAAGUUUGGUCUCUCUUGCCUCCACCGCCAUCUUGGAGCCUGUUCAGCCCAUUCUAGAACUCCCAAUGCAAGCGAGAGUCUUACGCGAGGAGAGAAUCGACUACGACAAGUACACAUACCCCUAUCUGCCGGACGACCUUCCGCCAGUUAUCCAAGACGCCAUGAGGGCCACCAUCAAGCUCGGCUUCCGCUACAUCUGGAUUGACAGAUACUGCAUCUGGCAAGACGACGGAAUUCACAAGAUGAGUCAGGUGGAGAGGAUGGACCAGAUCUACGGCGACGCAGAACUCAGCAUCAUCGCCAUCGGCGCCAAAGACCCGAGCUAUGGGCUG